AUGUCGUCCCGCAAGAGAAAGGCUGGCGAGGAGGAAGAGCUCGUCAGCCUCCCGUCCGGCGACGAGGAAUCCGAAGAAGAAUAUGUAAGCGACGAGGAGGACGAGGAGGAUUAUGAAGAUGAUGAGGAGCAGGAAGAGGACGACGAGGAGGCUCCCGCUGAAGACAAAGCGCCUCCGGCGAAGAAAGCAAAGACCGCGCCCGCCGAGGAACAGGAGGAGGAGGAGGAGCCCGAGGAGGAGGGCGAGGACGAGCAAGAAGAGCCCGAAGACGAGGGCGACGAAGAGGCCGGUGGUGCCGAAGACGACGACGACGCCGCCGAGGUCGUCGGCAAUGGCACCGAGAAGGCCAAGGCCGACGUUGCGGACGCUCCCGAGGCCGCUGGGGAGGAUGAGGCCGAGGCCGUUGCAGGCGAGGGUGAUGAGGAGUAA
Diaporthe batatas is the source of this 429-nucleotide messenger RNA. RefSeq lists its product as uncharacterized. The record is from RefSeq and is a predicted model, not a curated record. The transcript has 3 exons. NCBI's taxonomy places the organism in Eukaryota, Fungi, Ascomycota, Sordariomycetes, Diaporthales, Diaporthaceae. Bases 1 to 429 code for a protein of 142 amino acids.